GGCCAUGUGAAAUCUGGUCCUUUUUGUCAAAGUGGUAGGUGUAGUUGCCUGACGACAAAUCUUUUGAAAAACCGCUGUCUGGUGUGUGGUACUUGUCACUGCGCCUCGUUCUGGAAUGUAGUGGACGAUUUUUAGCAUCUAAUUUUGCUAAGUUUCGUUACUGUACUUUGGAAUUGGAAUACGUUAAUCAUUGUUUCACCAUUCCGGUAUUUUGUCAUUUACUGAUAGCUGGCUAAGCCCUGAUUCCGCAAUAUGCAGGGGAGUGAGCUAAGACUUCCUUGACGCAAACUUCCAGAAUCAAAUUCAAAUGUGGUAAUACCAACAACUGCAGCUCAAAUGAAUACAAAUUAGUUAUGUUAGGCGCGAGAUGGAAAAAAAGGAGGAGGAUUGCGCUUUUGGUCUGCAACAGCAAGAGUGGUAUUGGGCGAAUGCUUCCAAGGAGGAAAUUGCGUCAGCUAUAUGCGAUUGUCCAAGUGGUACGUUUUGUGUGCGCGAUGCUUCAACUAAAGGAAACUAUACCCUUACGCUUAGAUAUGGUGAGGUACGUGCUUACAUAAAUUAUGAAAAUUAGCUAUUUUUUUAUUAUUUCUUCCGACAGUUAUCCUUAAGCUAACAUUGUAGUAUAGUUCAGCAAUUUACUUGCUAUUAGCAUACGGGCGUACUGAAUAAUCAGAUAUUAUUAGCAUAUGAGGUCUUGGAAAACAAUCUAUAUUGUAAAGACUUUCCAAAAUUAACUACUGAUUGCCGAACAAAUAUUCCCUUGAGCUGAGGUGUUGCGUUGUUUAUAAUAAUCCCCUUUUUUCUUCGUUAGGAUUCAAAUAUUAUUGCGUAGCAAGAAACAUGACGUCGCCAGUUGGUGAGUGAUUCUUUUUCCAUAAACGAUAUGGAAUAUUGCUUUGAAAUCUAUUUGUAAUCUUGUACUUGUGCUGAUGAGAUUAGAGCCGUGGUAAUUUACAGAGAAACUGUACAAAUGUGUAUGGAAUGACAAAGGGCAGUCUUAAAGUUUCAUGCUUUUUUGAGACAUUUUCGUUAAUAAUCACCUUACUUGGGUUUUGGAAUGAAUUAUGAGUUGUUAUACGCAAAGGCAAUGUGUUGGCAGUCAUAUGGAUGAAGGAAAUUAUAUUGCAGAGGAAUCGUUUAAUAAGGAUUAUUGUUGCUGGUGAGCACUGUGGCUUUACGGAAGAUAUGUUAAAAUUCGAAUCAGUUGUAUCAUUAAUUAAUUAUUAUCGAAGAAAUUCCUUGCUGGAAUACAAUCGUCAGCUUUCUACUGAACUUCUCUACCCACUUCGUAAACCAAAUUUGGAACAGACUUCUUGGGUCAUCGAUGGUGUACGCAGUGUGGAACAUUUGCUGUGUCAGUUGCGUGGUUUGCACGCUGCUCAUUUGCGCCUUAUACGACAUGAUGAUCAAAUUACGGCAGAGCUUGAUUCGUUAAAAGAGGAAUUGCAAAAAAAGCGACAAGCACAUGCUGCAUUUAUUGCUUCAUACGCACUUUUCUUGAAACAAGUGGAGUUGCUUGAAAGCAAUAAGCAAUUGUUAUUCGAUGAAUCCGAAAUUGCACAAUCAAACAAAAAUAAGGAGGCCCAGCAGAGGAGAUUAAAAAGUAUACGCUAUCAACAGCAGCAAAUGAUUGCUCAAAUUGAGGCGACUGAAAGAAAAAUCAGGGAAAACGAAGCUUUGCAUUGCAGUUUAACUCCGAAACUUUCAAAAUUGCAUAAAGAACUGGGGACUUGUCAGUUUCGUCUCUCUCAACUUAAUGUUUCGCAAGCAGCAAUGGAUAAAGUGUUACAAGAAGUGUCGUUUUUGGCUGACUUGGAACAAGAACCACUCUCAAAAAUACUGGUUCAGUUAACUUUACGUUGGCAACCCGACAGAUAUCUUUCGCUCGACUGCACAAAGGAUAGCGCCUUCAAAGUUAUUCGAUCACUUAUGGACUGUAAUCCUGAUAAUUCAAAUGGAAUAUUUUUAAUUCGCCCCAGUCAGUCUCAAGUUGGUCACUAUGCACUGACUAUAUCAAAUGAAAACCAUAUAUUUAAUUGUUUAAUUGAAUACAGAGAUUUAAAACAUCCAGAAUCGUCAGGAUAUGCAUUUCUCAACACGAAAUUAUUUUUUUCCUCUUUAGUCGACUUUGUGCGAUAUUAUAGCCACUGUUCGAUGAAGGAACACAAUGCUCACUUAGAUACCAAACUCAAAAUACCAGCCUUCAAAGGUACGUUGUGAACAGAAAAAGAAAUCUUAUUCCCGUCUAUUUAUGAAACUUCACUUUGCUGUGUUAUUUGAAUCAGUUUCAUUACGUUACUCAUUUCUCUUAUGGUUCAUUGAUUCUUAUCCCCCAGUUAGUAGUGAUGGAAAUAUCUUCUUGUUUGACGAUUAUAUGAAAGAUUUGCUGUUCUUUUUAAACACUGUCUCUCCUACUUUCUCCUCUCUGCUUCAUUGAUAGAUCCCAGCUUUGUUUCACAGAGUUCUGCUUUUAGCUUCAGCUUGCCUUCAGACUAUUUCCUUAUUGAAUAGCAAAGAAAAAACUCGUUUUUAUGGUCGUUUUUCGGCACUGCUUGUUUUUGGAACUGUUAAACUGGACGCUUCAUUUCCAACAGUCAUUUGAAGUCUCUUUCGUGAAACGGGUCGUUAAACUUUUUCGUGUAUUACUUUAUGUCGCUUACAUAUUUCACAAUUGAUAGUGAACAAUUUUGUGUUACCGUUACCAGUUCAGGUUUCGGCAUGCCAGAGUAUACUGAGAUAUAAGCAACUCGCGUAAUCCUCCAAGAAGCGUUGUGACGACAAUUCUUUGGUCAAGUUUUCUUCUGAUUAUUCUGCUGCCAAUAGUAGACAAAACCUGAAUGAUUCUUUUCUGGAAGUUGCAGUGAACCAUAGGUAGACUGUGUACCUGUAUCGCCUCUAAUUAGAAUGUGACCAGAUUGGCGAGGAAGUAUCUUAGUUUAAUUAAUUAGUCCUACAAUCGAGUAGUCGUCUUGGUUUAAUUGUUGAGUCCUAUCACUUCAGUAUCUUCGACACUCCAUUAAUUCCUUCGAAAGUGAUACAGCAAUAACUAGUUAAGUCCCAUCCAGGUGUUUGGUUUUCAUACCAGCAAUUUUGUGGAUUCGGAAACCUAAAGUUUACUUCUAUGCUCAGUGGGAAUUUAU
Molecule: messenger RNA, 3140 nt
Organism: Loa loa (African eye worm)
Lineage: Eukaryota; Metazoa; Nematoda; Chromadorea; Rhabditida; Onchocercidae
Exons: 9
Coding region: 1108-2220 (370 amino acids)
Biological process (GO): phosphatidylinositol phosphate biosynthetic process; insulin receptor signaling pathway
Cellular component (GO): phosphatidylinositol 3-kinase complex
Molecular function (GO): 1-phosphatidylinositol-3-kinase regulator activity
Source: RefSeq, a predicted model, not a curated record